Messenger RNA from Scleropages formosus (Asian bonytongue), 3389 nucleotides. RefSeq names its product small conductance calcium-activated potassium channel protein 2-like. The coding region runs from base 612 to 2705 and encodes 697 amino acids. Gene Ontology annotation, molecular function: small conductance calcium-activated potassium channel activity; calmodulin binding. Gene Ontology annotation, cellular component: membrane. Gene Ontology annotation, biological process: potassium ion transport. Lineage: Eukaryota; Metazoa; Chordata; Actinopteri; Osteoglossiformes; Osteoglossidae. The record is from RefSeq and is a predicted model, not a curated record. The transcript has 10 exons.
CGGGCGAGGAUGGCGGGUUUUUGACAGUAUCCGCGUUUGUAAUGAAAGGGCGGUGUUUCGCCUUCUCGUUUUACAAGAACCUUCGCUAUACUUAUUUUCUAACUUUCUUAAAAAACGACGAAAAACAUCCACAUCAUUAACUUCGUAGCGAUGAGCGAUGUUACGACAGCAACACAGUCGUCGUGGUGAUAAUUUAAAAUAAACUAGUCUGAAGUAGUAAUUAAUACAGACGACGUAAUAGCGGCGGUUCGAAGGAAUUCUGUGCCGAUACGAUGGAGAAUAGAUGAAAGAUGUAGAGGCGCGUGAAGCAUGAAUGGCGAACUAAGACUAAUGGUACAACAUGCAAUGGAUGCAUGUCAUGACAGAAGAUUUAGAGAAGAAAAAGCGGCCAGCAUCGAGGAGGAGGCUGUACGUGGAGAAAUCCGAGCGACACGUUCAAAUUAUUAUAAUUAUAAUAUAUCUCAAUAAUUAUUAGAGAUAGUAGUGGCGGCGCAAGGAACGAGGAGCCAUGGCAUGGAUGAGAUUGAGAAAAUGAAAAAGAGAAAGUGAGGAGAAAUAUUUUCUCCCGACGCCCGAAUUGAACGGAGAGAAAGAGAGCUCGGCGUGGCUCCAUGGAGGCCCCCCCUGCUCUGAAUUUCACUCUGAUGGGAGGUGGCGGCAAAGAAGAGGAAGCACAUCCGCUGUGCCUACAGCCUGCUACGGCCGACACCCGCCCCUCCAAGCGCUCUGGCACCCCCAGCACUGAGCGACUCAAUGGCACCCCUGUGUUGACCUGCCCCACUUCCCUCACCCUCCCCAACAUCCUGUGUGCUGCCAGUGCGCCGUCGGCAUCCCGCCAGGGCAGCCAGCCCAGCCUGGGUGACGAGGGCUUGCCCGCUGUUGGUGGGCUCCUUCCUUCCACCUACUCAUCCUACUGUGAGCGGGAGCGGGACUGGGGUACUCGACAUCGGCAGGCCAGCCCGCUGGUACACCGUCGCGACAGUAACCCCUUCACUGAGAUCGCCAUGAGCUCCUGCAAGUACACCGGGGGUGUCGUGAAGCCGCUAAGCCGACUCAGCGCAUCUCGGAGGAAUCUCAUCGAGUCCGAUGGGGGCCCGGAGCCCCAAGAGGGUGCGACCAGUUCUCGAGACAAAGGGGUAGCACCCCAGCUGCAGAAUCCUCCCGAAAUUGUCAUCUCCUCCAAAGAGGACCUGCGCCAUGGGUAUGACUGUACUUCUGCCUCUAACCACACCCUGUCUAACAGCCAGGGAGCACUCAGGAGCACAGGGGGCAUUACUAGCCGGGGAAGCACCACAGGAGGGAGCACAGGUAAAGGUGGCACCACUCGAAAGGCUUCAAAAAGGAAGAACCAGAACAUUGGUUACAAGUUGGGCCACAGGAGGGCGCUGUUUGAGAAAAGGAAGCGGCUGAGUGACUACGCGCUAAUUUUUGGGAUGUUUGGCAUCGUGGUCAUGGUCAUCGAGACGGAGCUCUCCUGGGGUGUCUACAGCAAGAGCUCUAUGUACUCUCUGGCUCUGAAAUGUCUCAUCAGCCUGUCUACGGUGGUCUUGUUGGGACUCAUCAUCGCCUAUCAUGCCCGAGAAGUGCAGCUCUUCCUCAUUGACAAUGGAGCAGAUGACUGGCGUAUCGCCAUGACAACAGAGCGAGUACUGCUGAUUGCCUUGGAGCUGCUCGUGUCGGCAGUCCACCCGGUGCCUGGUGACUUCACGUUUCACUGGCGGGCGCGGCUGGCCUUCUCCUACACACCGUCGCUUGCGAAGGCCGAUGUGGACAUGGUGCUUUCAGUGCCCAUGUUCUUGCGACUCUACCUCAUCGCUCGCGUAAUGUUGCUGCACAGCAAGCUGUUCACUGAUGCCUCAUCACGGAGCAUCGGGGCCCUAAACAAGGUGCACUUCAACACGCGGUUUGUGAUGAAGACCUUGAUGACCAUCUGUCCUGGGACUGUGCUACUAGUCUUCAGCAUAUCCCUGUGGAUCAUUGCAGCUUGGACUGUGCGUGUCUGUGAGAGGUACCACGAUGCACAAGAUGUAACCAGCAACUUCCUGGGGGCCAUGUGGCUGAUCUCCAUUACCUUCUUGUCCAUUGGCUAUGGAGACAUGGUUCCGCACACCUACUGUGGCAAGGGUGUCUGCCUGCUCACUGGCAUUAUGGGUGCUGGCUGUACAGCGUUGGUGGUUGCUGUGGUGGCCAGAAAGCUGGAGCUGACCAAGGCAGAGAAACAUGUUCACAACUUCAUGAUGGACACCCAGCUCACCAAGAGAAUAAAGAAUGCAGCAGCCAACGUGCUCAGGGAGACCUGGCUCAUCUACAAACACACCCGCUUGGUGAAGAAGAUUGACCAUGCCAGGGUGCGCAAGCACCAGAGGAAGUUUCUGCAGGCCAUUCACCAACUACGCAGUGUAAAGAUGGAGCAGAGGAAGCUCAAUGAUCAAGCGAACAUGUUGGUGGACCUCUCCAAGAUGCAGAGCGUGAUGUACGAGCUGAUGUCGGAGCUCAGCGAGAGAAGCGAAGACCUGGAACGGCAGAUGCUGGGUCUAGAGCGCCGUGUGGAGCAGCUGACAGCUGGCUUCAGCGCUUUGCCUGCCCACCUGUCCGCCACACUCUCUGCCCAGCACAGUGCCUUGCUGCAGCAGUUGCAGAAUCGGCCCCGGGGCGGAGGGCCCAAGAGUGAGGGCAGCCCCAACACGAGCUCCUCCAGCUGUUGAAGCAGAAGUAUGAAGGGCUGUGGACAAACCUUAGCGGUGGGCAGAUGCAAUACAACCUUUUCCAGGGCAAGUCUUAGGUGAAAAUAGAUGGAGUAUAAACUCCUCCAACCGAGGAUGGGCAGGCUCAAGAAUUUUGGGCCAGUCUUAGAGGAGACUCGGUCCAGUAUAACCCCCCUCCAGCAGUUGAUGGACACCACCAGACAGAUAAUUGGGAAGUCUUGGGGAAACUAGGUAUUGUAGGUAUAAGCUAAUCUAGUUCCUGAGAAGGAUGGGCCUGAGAUGAAAGGCAUUCUUAGAAUAAGCUCCUUCAUCUUUGGAUAAACCAAAAAAUGGCUGAGGCAAGGUAGAGCAGAAGAGUGGACUAACAGCCUAGCAAACCCUGGACAAGCUGAGAGGGAUACAGCAAAGUUAUUUAAAAACAUGCUUGGAACUAGCUUCUGGACUGGGAGGGAGGACCAAACCAGGAGAGUGUAGGACAGUCAUGUAGACUGAGACCGAAAUAUGGGGAAGAUACAGAGCAUAAACUUUUCAAUUAUAACAGUUCAGUCUGUCUUUUGUUGGAGGUCAGCCAUCCCUUUAACAAAGGAAUAUUUAGCACUCUCUUUUUUUCUGAAACCUAGAAACAAUGCUGUUAAAAUCUGUGAAAAAAUACUGUUUGCUCUUUUAAUCAGCCUGCUUUAUACC